AUGUCGUACUUAGAUCAAGACGAAUACAACUAUUUUACAUCUACAUCACAUUUUGAUAUUGAACCUUAUUUACCAAAGUACUACAACAAUAUUAAUUAUUCUUCUACAAAUCAUUAUUUUGUUCGUGCAUCCGAAUCAUGGCACUAUCCAACACAAUGUGAACCUUCUGGUUUUGAAACCUUUUCUUGCAAAGUCGUUGACAACGACAUGAUUGAUGAUAUUCUUUCCGAUGAACAUGUCUUAAGUGUAGAACCAUCAUCGCCCAUUGAAUUUCAUGCUAGAUUUGCUGUUGGUUUUUCUGAAGUUGGUACUAACAGUCUAGGUUACGAUGGCUGGAAACUUCGUCCAGAUCGAAGACUUACAACACUAUUGGGCCUCACAGGAGACGGUCAGACUGUCACAAUUGUUGAUGACGGUGUUGAUUUUUCACAUACUUUCUUUUCAGAUUCAAUCGUUUCAAUUGAUGGUCCAAAUACAUAUCCUACUCACAGAAAGAUCUACAAAUACGAGAACUGGACUAAUUCAUCCACUGAGUUUAACAUCAGUGAUCACGUUCAUGGUACAUACUGUGCCGGUCUUAUUGCCGGUACUCCGGAAGCCGACUAUUCAGCAAAUGCUUUAUAUGAAGGCGCAGCAACGAACGCUAAACUUCAUGUCAUUGAAAUCUCAGAUACAACAAUUGAUUCUCAAAUCAAUUUCACAAAACUUACAGAAUCAAUGGAUUCUGUUGGCUCUAAGAUCUCAUCAAACAGUUGGGCGUCAUCAGGUUAUUCACCCACUCUUACAAAUGCCUUAAACAAAGCUGCAUUUGAAAACCCAGACAAACUUUUCCUAUUUCCAGCCACAGGAAAUAAAGUUGCAUCUCCUGCAGAUGCCAUCAAUGUCUUAACAGUUGGAUCAUCAACAAGACAACAGGUUUCUAACAUUGAAAACAACCCGAAUUCAAACUUAGUUAUAUCAAUAUGGUCUGGAGAAAAACCUGCUACAUUAUAUAGUAAUGAGACAUUCUUUUAUCAAACGAAAUCACCAAUUAUUGAUUAUUCUAAUCUUUCUAUUUCAAACAUUAGUGGUGAUGGCUUAAUGAAGUAUUCAUAUGAAUGUGUUGAAAACAUUCCUGAUGGCACACGUGUUCUUGUUUACCUUGACAACCUGACAAACUGUUCCCGAACCGGUCCUAUUUUAAUCUUAACAACAUCAGAAGAAACAAUUAAUCAAAUGACAAAUGAAUCAUAUGGACGCAUUACUUAUAAAAACGAUUUUGACUGGGGAAAUCUUAAUUAUCCAUUUGAGACUGGUCCAACACUUGAUGGCAUCAGAAAACCAGAUGUUAUAUUCGCUGGUUCAGGAACUAAAUCAGCAAGAGCUAAUUCAACACUUGGAGAUACUUCAUUUGACAGUCUAAUUUCAUUAGAUGGAACAUCAGGAGCUACAGCUCUUGCAGCAGGAGAACUUGCAUUAGUCAGAGAGUUCUUUGAGAAAGGAUAUUAUCCAUCAGGACAACCAAAUCCAGACGAUGCAUUCAGUCCAUCAGGAAACUUACUUCGAGCCAUUGCUGUAAAUUCUGGUCGUCAAGGUUAUUUCUUAUUUGAAAAUCUCCGUGGCCCAUCAAUUCUUGCUGAUCCUCUUGGUGUUGGUGCUGAUACUCCAUUUAAUGGCGGUAUCAGAAUUUUGGAUAAUGUUAAAAUAGGACCAAAUGAACAUUUUGUUUAUGAAUUCAAUACAACAAAAACUUCUGGAUUAUCAGUAACAAUGGCUUAUCUUGAUUUGCCUUUACCAAGAGAUGAUGGACAUCUUGUUUACAUUGAUUUGAAUUUGGUUGUUGAAGCUGCAGGAACAACAAUUGCAGGAAACUCCAUUUUUAAUACACAUGAAGCAGACCAAAGAUCAACAGUAGAAAGAGCAUAUAUCCGACAAAUUGAUCCGACAACUGUUAAAAUCCAUAUAUUUUCAAAUGAUUUCCAUGUUGAUGACGAUGUUGAUGUUACAUUCGCUUUGUCUAUCACUGCAGGUAUUGACACUAAAAAUGAUGCAGUUCCAUUCAAACUCCAGAAAUUAGAAAAUCCAACAUGUCCAGCUAAUUGUUCGGGCCAACCAUGUGGUGAAAAUGGUGUCUGUCAAUGCGAGGGAAACAGUAGAGGCUACUUCUGUCAAACAGUAAUGUUUAAUGCAUUAGAAGGACAAGCAAGCGAUGAAUUACUCCCAACAAAUGCUUAUUUAGUGAAUUGGCAUUAUGUUGAUGUUGAAGGUGGUUAUAAACUCAUUCCAAAAAUUAAUUUCCAAAUAUGGUAUACCGGAUUGACAAAAUUUUAUGUAAUCGCCUCUAGAGGAUCUGCAAGCGUUAGUGAUGCAAUUUUCAUGUGGAAACUUGAUGUUCCACAAAUUGUUAAUUCAUAUUUUGAAUUACCAGAACUUGUAAUUGAAGAAGGAGGAAGAAUUUACUUUGCAGUUUUCUCUGAUGCUAUUAGUCCACAAUUACAAGGUUUCUUUGGUUAUCGUUACGCAUAUAAUUUCAAAGUUGAAGCAAGAUGGAUUCCAACACCAAUGGAGACACCAAUUCCAAGUCCAACGCCGCCGCCAUCACCAACAUUCGCAGAGACACCAGUUGAAACAGUCUUCGAAACACCAUAUUUGACUGCAUUUGAAACAGCAUUUUCUACUGCACAUUCCACUCCAUUUGAAACAUCAUUUGAAACACCAUUUUCAACUGCAUUCUCGACCGCAUCAUCUACCGCAUUUUCUACUCCAUAUGACACUCCAUUUUUAACUGCGUUCGAAACCGCAUUUGACACUCCAUUUUCUACCGCACAUUCUACUCCAUUUUCAACAGCCCAUCAAACACCUGACUUAUCAAAGGCAGUUACUCCAUUCGAAACUCCAUUUAUUACAGCAUUCGAAACAGUAUUUUCAACCGCAUCAUCAACUCCGUUUGAAACAGCAUUUUCCACUCCACAUUCAACACCAUUUUCUACUGCAUUUGAAACUAUGUUCGAUACACCAUUCAUUACAUUCAAUCCUACUCCAGUUGAAACCAUCUCUCCUACACGUUCAUUAGCACGUACUAUUGCACAAGGUGGCGCCGCAGUUUCAACAUCAAGUAACACCGAACAACAGAAAGACAAUGGUUCCAGUUCUAAAUCCAAUCCACUGAACUUCAUGAUCAUUGGUAUUGUUUGUACAUUGAUUUUGAUUUCAUUGAUCAUUGUUGGUAUUGUUUUAUAUGUUCGUCACAAGAAGAACAACGAAGACAACAAUAGUAAUGACAAGAGUGCGGAAAGUUCAGAGACCGAUCCAUUAAAUGUUGAUGCUGAAAAGACGAAAUAUCUUACCGAAAUUCUUACUACUAUUGCAUAUGCAUCCGACACGGAUGAUCCAUUCUUUAAUGGUGAUGAAGAUGAUAUCGAUCCUAAUAAUAUCUUUAUUUAA
Trichomonas vaginalis G3 is the source of this 3423-nucleotide messenger RNA. Its product is annotated as proprotein convertase-related family. The transcript has a single exon. NCBI's taxonomy places the organism in Eukaryota, Parabasalia, Trichomonadida, Trichomonadidae. Gene Ontology annotation, biological process: proteolysis. Gene Ontology annotation, molecular function: serine-type endopeptidase activity. The record is from RefSeq and is a predicted model, not a curated record. The coding region runs from base 1 to 3423 and encodes 1140 amino acids.